CCGGAACAAUCGUCAAGCUUCUAUUCUGUUGCACGUGACGACCUUGACUCUUCAGCAUCACUCUGUCAGUUGUGUCGUUGAUCUCUCGAGAGGUCGAUGCAGUUCAUUCUUAGGCUGCAAUGAUAAGGAUUUGAGGGCUCCAGUCCUCCAGCCCACUACUAUAUUACUUUCUUUCUUCUGAUUGCUUGGUCGUUGGCAAACAGCAGGACCUCCGUCCAUUGGGUUUUUUCAACAUUCACUGCCCAACCAAGCUGUCAUUAUCAUCAAGAUGAUGGAGCCAAGAAAUCGACAUCAUAAGGGAACAAAAGGAGGCAUACGCGUUUGGAGAAGACUUCAUGUUUGUCUGUUGGGUUCUUGGGCCAUUCCUUCCUGUUUUGGCUUUCUCAGGAGUUUCCCAACGUUUGCGCACAGCGGGUACAAGCGCCCUAUCCAAAACCUAUACACAGAAUUUGACAACCAUGAUCCCCACGGCACUGAUAAAAAUCGUCCAUGGCCAGCAAAUACCACUGCCACCACAGCAACAUUGCCAUCUCGGCCAAGAAAAGGAGUUUCGGGCACGGAUACCCCCAAUUCCUGCUCCAAGAGGCUCUAUGUAUCUCGUGAAACCAAGAGCUCUGAUCCCAAAACAAGAACAACAACAAUGACAAAACAUUUCGAGACAAGAAGAAAACCCAACAAUCAUCUCUCACAAAAGUACAAUCUACAGCUACUCCUGAUUGACCAUUAUGACUCUUUCACGUACAAUCUGUUUGACUUGCUGGCUCAACUCUGUGAAAAACCACCCAUUGUUUUGGCCAAGGACGCCUUUGAGGACUGGUCCGAUGUGGUCCAAAUGUACUCAGAUAUCCACAUCGAUGGAGUUAUCUUAUCUCCCGGACCUGGAACUCCCACGCAUCCAGAAGAUAUCGGGACACUCUCGCCUUCCAUUAUAGAAAACAACCCGGACCUUCCGAUUCUGGGUGUAUGCCUGGGGCAUCAAAUCAUGGGGCAUGUGUACGGAGCCAAGGUGGAUCUUUGCGGUCCUGUACACGGUCAAGUACGGACCAUUGAACAAGAACUGCAGUAUACUACUACUAGGAAGAAGGAUGAUGAGGUCCAAAACAGUGACUCAACAACAACAGAGGUGAUGGAUCUCCUUUGGAAGAACAUUCCAUCGCGGUUCAAUGUUACGCGAUAUCAUUCCCUUUCAGUUAGCUUGACUGACGAUGCUCCCCUACGACCCACUGCGUUUAGCUCUGACCAAGAUAGAGUACUCAUGGGCAUGAGCCACAUGGAAUAUCCACAUUAUGGAGUGCAGUUCCAUCCAGAAAGCAUUGGAUCCCAGUAUGGGUUUCAGUUGUUGAAGAACUUUUGCGACAUUGCAGUACGUCAACGACGACGUCUAGCAAAGACACGCCAAGUCAACGGAAAUUCCCAGAGCACUGUCGAUGGUCACGUCAAUGGAGGCUCAUCCGGAUCCAAUCAUCAGCAACAGUAUCGUCGAAUCCAGCACGCUCCUAUUCGACCAAAUGGCCAUGAUAGACGGACGCAAUCUCCGAACCACCGUACCAAUGAAUCGCCAACUGCUGCAGGCACUCGUGUGAACGGCGUCAAGGAAGACGCCACCGUCGGCAAGUCAAAGUACAAGGUAUACGUCCACAGAGUUGAUACGACAAGCAACGACGCUUCCCCGUUGCAAGUUUUUGAAGAGUUUUUGCGCACCGAGCCAUAUUCGGUUUGGCUAGAUACCUCCAGAGGUAUUCAGAGCAAUCCCUGCACUGCAGGUUCCGGCUCUGCUACUAGUAGUGCACCUCAGUCGUACGCUUCUAUUCUUGGCGCGGGAAACCGGCCUAUCGAGUACUUUGGAAAGGAAUACGGCGAACGGUAUCAAGGCUUGUUUCGUCGCAAUGAUGCCGGGCAGCAAGUCAAGCUUGCUCAUAAGGACAUAUUCUCGUUCUUACAAGAGGAACAUGCCUAUGCAACCGAUCAUGUCGAAAUGGUAUCUUUCCAGAAUGAUGGUUCGGUUCAUCUGUCAUCAUCCGUACCAGAUGAUGGACAUUCACUGCCCUUUGAUUUCCGAGGUGGCCAUGUUGGGUACCUUGGGUACGAAGUGCGACAUGACAGCGAAAAAUUCUUGGAGGAACAAGAACAAGGGGCUCGCGCCAAGUGGAAGCCUUCGGAGGACUCCUUGCGUAGCCCACCACCGCCCAAGAGCAAACAACAAUCCAAAGAGAGAGUCCCUACUGCUGCCUUCCUCUUUCUAGACAAGAGCUGGGUUUACGAUCACACUAACAAAGAGUGGUAUCUGAUUGGCCUAGUUGACCAACAUGAGGAUGCUAGCGGUCGUGACCUGAACGCAAGGACCGAGUCAACAAUGCAAUGGAUGAUGUCCACUGCUAGAAGGAUGCAGUCCAUGAGUGCUGAGCCCGAACAUCAAAAAUACAUUGCCAAUGUAAAUGGUGGACAUGAUAGCGACUUGUCGGACAGCAAAAGAUUGCCACCCUCCGUCGACUUUUCUCCGAAUAGAUCUCGCGAUUGCUACAAUCAGAAUUUUGCUGACUGCCAAGAGCAGAUACGCCUUGGAGAGAGCUAUGAGCUGUGUCUAACGAACCAGUUGGAAGCCCAGGUUGCAGUGCUCGAUCAAGCAUCGUCUCCGCUAGACUUGUACAAAAUACUGCGAAGACGGAAUCCGGCACCGUUCUCUGCCUUUCUGAACUGGAACACGGCGAGCCGUGGUGAUGGCACGAAUGACAAGGACGAGUCCUCGUCAAUGGCAAUCUGCUGUAGUUCUCCGGAACGCUUUGUGUCCAUCAAGCGUAAAAGAAAAACUCUGGACAACGGCUCGGACAGAUCCGAAAUGGAGCUGCAAGUGGAAGCCAAGCCAAUCAAGGGAACAUGUGCCCGAGUGCAACCCGUUGACCCUGCGACGGGCUUUUCCGCCACAGAGGCUGCUGAAGACAUGCAACGCGCUCUCGAUUUGAAAUCGUCCAUCAAGAACCAAGCAGAGAACUUGAUGAUUGUAGACCUGCUACGUAAUGAUUUGAGCCGUGUGUGCGAGGUAGGAUCAGUCCAUGUCUCCAACCUGAUGGACAUUGAAUCUUAUGCAACGGUGCACCAGAUGGUUUCGACAAUACGCGGCAGACUGGAUCCUGCAAAAGCCAAUGCAAUCGAUAUCCUCAAGGCCACCUUUCCAGGGGGCAGCAUGACGGGGGCUCCAAAGAUCCGAUCAAUGGAAAUCUUGGAGCGGCUUGAAGAAGGCGUCAGUCGCGGACCCUACUCUGGAUGUCUCGGAUACAUCAGCAUGAAUGGCUCGAUGGACAUGAACAUUGUGAUCCGCUCCGCUGUCCUCCAGCCCACCGUGACUUCGAAACCACCAUUGUCUGGGGCAUUACAACCUUCUAGCGUGGACGAACGUCAAUGGAAGGUGAGCAUUGGUGCAGGUGGCGCCAUCACAGCCUUGAGCGAAAGCACGGACGAAUAUGAGGAGAUGAUCCUGAAAGCUUCAGCUGUAAUCCGAGCAGUAGAAGAAUGGGCAGGUGUCCCGCAGGGAGAUGCAGUUUUGAGGCUCUCGAAACAGAAGACAACCGAACCCAAUUGAACAAACACAACAGACAUAGACCAUUUUUGCUACUGCUGUACUAAUGACCAGCAUCAAUUCAAAGGAGCUGACGUUGUUCAAACGAAGACGAAGCUCAUGCACUAGCUAGAGUUCAGUACAUUUACCUUUGUAAAAUGUUUUUCUAUGUACAAUAAUUGAUUUACGCA
Messenger RNA from Seminavis robusta, 3744 nucleotides. The record is from the annotation of a GenBank genome assembly. NCBI's taxonomy places the organism in Eukaryota, Bacillariophyta, Bacillariophyceae, Naviculales, Naviculaceae.